AUGCCUCGUCCUCCAUGGGCCUUGAAUCAUUUUGCUUUGGCUUAUUAUGAGGCUGAUCAACCUUUUCUUGAUUCUCAACAGUUGGAGUCACUUUUGUCUUUGGAUCUCUCCAGACCACUUGAAGACCAGGGUCCAUUUGUUGCUAUUGUUCACAAACUCUGUGAUUUUGUUGUAAAAGCCAAUGAAGGAAAUGAAGAAGCAAUUAAAAUAUGUGAAGAGUUUGAGGAAUAUAUCUGUCGUCACCCUGAGAUUUUGGUUAUAGACCAGCUCUCCAAUGUGAGAAAGCUACUUGAUCGUUCUCAUCAGUACACCAUGGUGAAGACAAGUGAACUAGAACAAGAUGAUGAUGUGUUCACUCCUCCUUUUGUGGAAUUUACUACCACAGACAUCCAAGAAAAUAUAGAGAAGAUAAAAGCAGCAAAAGUCAGUUAUCCAUUUGUAUGCAAGCCCUCUGUAGCCCAUGGAUCUGAAUUUGCUCAUCAGAUGGCUUUGAUAUUCAGUGAAAAGGGUUUGAAAGACAUCAAUCCUCCUUGUGUGGCCCAAACUUUCAUCAAUCACAAUGCUGCUCUUUUUAAAAUAUUUAUCAUUGGGAAAAAAUAUUUUGUUAUUGAGCGUCCGUCUUUGAAGAAUUUUUAUCCUGGUGAUCAUGAAACUAUAUUCUUUGACAGUCAUGAUAUAUCAAAACCUGGCUCUGCAUCUGUUCUCACAGAGUUAGAAGACCCAGACCCAGAUUCUCCAAGAAAUCUUGAUUCUAAACAACUUGAGCAUGUUGUUAAAUCUAUCCAGGCUGAGCUAGGACUGGCUCUUUUUGGAAUUGACAUCAUUUGUGAGAAAAAUACAGGUCGAUAUGCUGUCAUUGAUAUCAACAACUUCCCAGGAUAUGAUGGAGUGGCCAAUUUUUUUGACAUACUGUGUGAGUUUAUCUUGGAUGAGCUGAAUCUCAAGUAUCCAGGCUCCAAAAGUACAUCUUCUUGCUCACCAUCAAGCUCCUCGACUCCAGAGUUAGACAAUUUGUCAACAGCCACUAUGGCUUGUGUGCUUGCUGAAGCACCCCUUUUAACUCCUGGGCUAGUAUCUCGAGAGGAAUAUCUUCCAGUUCACACUCAUUGCCUCUGCUGUCCAAUCUCCUCUACCUUAGAAGUUUAUCCAACUCCAUCAUCUGUGACAGACCAACUUUGUUGCUCUAGACCAGAUGUGAGAUUAGAACACAGCAAUGACAAACAAGUGACUGAAGACCAAAAUAUCAUCAGCUCUCAAUCCAUUGUUAAGACUAGCUCUGAACUUGCAAAGCAAACAGAAGAGUUAAGUUUCUAUGACUCAGGAUUUGAAACAGCUGACUCUUCUGAUGAAAAAAAGAACAAUGCUCCUCUAUGCACAAGAAUGACGAAACGCCAACAUUCCAAAACCAGCCAAUCACAGUGUAGUGAACUGCCAGUUAUUCCACUACAGGCACCUCCACCAGUUGGAUCUAAAGCCAGCCAAUCACAGUUUAGUGAACUGCCAGUUAUCCCACUACAGGCACCUCCAUCAGUUGGAUCUAAAACCAGCCAAUCACAGUGUAAUGAACUGCCAGUUAUCCCACUACAGGCACCUCCACCAGUUGGAAAUCAUCACACCUGAUUGUGCAAGGUUUCAACAUGUGUAAACAUAAAAUAAAUUGCAUAUGCUAAAGGACAAGCUGGAUAAAUAGUUUCUAGGUUUUUAUUUUCAUAGCUAAGAGUUUUACUACAAAAUUAACCAGUAUUUAGAAUUGUAAAGGUAUGCUUAGUUUUAUAAAACAGACCAAAACACUUAAAACAUUUUAUAGUAUCACUGAUAUUAUGUUUGAGGUGAAUAUUUAGUUUCCUGUAAUAAAGCACUUGUUAAUCAGAAGUGACCAGUGAUCCAAAAUUUCAGUUGUGAUAUUUCGAGUUGAUCACAUCUUUUAGUAAAUCCAGCUUUAUUUUGAUAAUAGUGAGACCACAGAAACACUUUCAGUUGUACUAACAGUGUUUAUAUUUAGCCAGAGGGCCAAUUUGAAGUCUAAUUAGUAGUUAUGGUUAAUAACCUGGAUGUUCUAACAAAUAAUUUUUACUGUUUACAAUUUUAAUUAUAAUAAUGAGAAAAAAGGAUGUGGCUUGCUGUGUAGAAUAUAUAUGUGUUAAAUUAAAUUUAAAAGAAAUGUUAUUAACUGAAAAAAUUUAAACAAAUAAUUAAGGUAACAGACGCCUUAACUUCCUACAUGUGUGAAAAUUUUCUCUUGCAUCUGAGUUAAUAUUUCCCACAAUAAUAUAUGGUACAUAUUUAUAAUUCACCAAUAGAUAAUCAGUUUAUUGACUUUCAUUACUGUAAACAUCAACACAAAAAAACACCAACACAAGUAUGGUAUCAUUUAAGAGCACAGAAACAACAAUAUUGCAAGUCAUUUUCUUUUACUAAGUCUCCAGGUAAAUUUAGACUUUAUAAAUUACUCACUCAGAGUAAGUUUAGGUGCUCGUGGUGCUUAUACAUGUGUCUUGUAAACCAUUUGUGAACAUACAUUUCAAUAAUUUGGCAACAGUUAAAUAAAAAUUUAUAAUGAAUGAAACUGUUAUAACCAUAUCCUUCAAUGACAUGUAUUAUAACUUUAUAAGCUAACAGGUUGAUCUAUGUAUAUAUGGGUUCUUGGUGCAUAACCACUUACACACUUCUAUGUCAUUUUUUCUUAAUGAAAGGUUUUCAGUGUGGGAGCAGAUAUGUAGGGCAAUUGGAUAUGCAUUUCCCUUACCAUCUAGAAGAGCACUACCUGACAUUCAUCAUUUGAGAAAUAGAUACAUGUACACAAAAUUUCUGAAGAACAGUUUUGAUGGUAGAUUCACAGCAAGUUUGACCUGAAUCAUUCUGGGAUCGUUAAGUUAAAAACAAGUUUUGGUUAUAUAUAUGAUAAUUGAUUCUUAUAUCAUUUAAAAUAAGUGUUUAAACUUUGCAGAAAUAUGUCUAUGUUUAGAAAAAUUUAAACAGUUUUAUUCAAAUGAAUGAGUAGGUAGGGUACUUCAUGUAAAGACUUGUAUUAUAUAAUAAGAUUAAUUCCUUUUCUUGCAAAUUGUCACUAUGAUUUAUAAAAGUUUCACUUGUGUAUAUUUUCUUGAAUUAAGUAAAAGAGAAAGAGCAAUUUUUAUGCAAAUAACACAUUUGUGGUCACUUUUCUUUAUAGUUUUCAUUGGAAAUCUUCAGCAGGGAUAAUAUUCAUUACCUUCCAUUUCACUUAGAAAUUGUAGUAAUCAUCAGUAAUGUUUAUUCAUUAUCUCUGGUGUAGUAGCUCUUUCACUUUAGUGUGAUUAUCCUGAAUGAUGAACUCACAAUAAGGAUAAGACUAACAUAAGUAAUGUUCAUUCUGUGCAACAAUUCUUCAAAUUUCAUCCGGGUUGGAACAAUUCAACUUGGUGGUACGUAACUCACCAAAACAUGAUAAUUUCAUGUAUACAGUACUUUUAAGGCAACACACACACGUUUACAUUAUUUUUCUUUAAAUAUCUUGUCUGCAACUGCAAUGUUUAAUACAUUUGUUCAUACAAUACACCUUGGAAAUUGAAGGAUUAGUAAUAUGUAAAUUGACAAACAAAAAUUACUACUACAAACCAAAAAAUACCAAAAGUAUACAUUUCACAGUUGUACUAAAAUAUACAUAUUGGUGUUAAGGUACAUUCGACUACAAACAAAUGUACUACAGUUUUUAUUGUUUAUUAUGUGUGUAUGUCAAUGAAAUACUAAUAUACUAAAUUUUAAUCUAGCACAUAUUUAUGCAGUCUUAAUGUUAUUUAUAUAAUUGAAGUAGCCCUAUCUGGUGCUUAUUUCUGUAUGGUUUUGUUUCUGAUAGUUAGAUCAUCUAUGUGAAUUUUUUUGUUUUACUUCAGUUAGAACUAAGAAAAAUAAAAGUUUUCAAAUAUCUAUAGAAGCUCCCUUAAUGCUUUACUCCAUUGUAUUUACAAGUAGCAGAAGAUUUGAAUUAAGGAUUAAAAGAACUGUGUGUUUUCUAAACCCUGUCCAGGAUGUGAGGUUAUCAUCAUAGUCAGUUCUAACAAUAUUUUUCUAAUUCUACUAGUCUGUAUAAUAACUAUUUUGAGGGGGAUUGAUUGCUGCUUUUUAUAUCCUCAGUGUCACAUAAAUAAGUGUCUCGGCUUAAAAGGAUGAAACAUUUUUGCAGGCAAUACCUAGGAAAAAGGCAUUAUUAUAAAGGAAUUUUUAGACAAUGGAAAUUGUGUUAGCUGGUUUACUAUACUUUAUGAUCUUUCGUGUAUAUAUGUGCCUGAAUGAAACUUUAUUGGACUCUUUUGUUCUUGGACCUAUGAUACACACCGGAAAUUAUUUUAUAUGCUAUAAUUCCUUGUAAUUCAAAGUCAACAAUAUAAUACCAUACAAUAAUUAUACUUAUUAUCACUGUUUACACAAUGUGUUUGAAUGUAUCAUUACUAAAAACACAGUUUCUUGUAAAAUGUUUAUUGUCAAAGAAAAACUUACAGCUAUUUAAAUUAUUUGACUCAUUCUCAACAUUUCUGCAAUAUAUUAUGACUUUCCACUCCAACAACAACAUCAGUAUUGCUGCUGUGUAACAAAGGAGUUUCGAGGCACCUUGCAAACUAGUUCUCAGCCUAAAAUAAUCUAUUUACAGUUGUCUAUCUCUUAUCACUUAACUGGGAGACAGAACAGUUGGAAUAAGUUUUGAAUGUGGUGAACUGUACUAGUAUGGUAUACUGAAAAAUAAAUUUUUUUGCAUAUUUUUUUACUAUUAAACUAAAUUUGCCUACUGUUUUUCAGUACAGGUGAAAACAAUGAUACAAGUUAAAGCCUUCAUUAAUUUUAAAUAAAUAUCCAUUACACAUGCAUGAUAAUAUAUGUAAUUCCUGUAUUAUGUACAUAAUAUUAUAUCUGAAAUAUCUUUGGUUACAAAAUAAUGUCGAGUGACAGUGCAAUAGAAUUUUCAAAUACUGAGCAUUAGGCAUAGGUUAUAAAAUAACUCUCACAGAAUGCAGUUAUAUGGCAGAAAUAUUAACUUUAAAUUCACACAGAAACUUGCAAAAUAUUUCAGAAAUUCUGACAGUAUUUUACAAUAAAGACAAAGUAUUCUUGGGCAGUGAAAAGUUGCCAAAUUAGCUAAAUUACAGCAUAAACUACUAAUAAACCAAAAUGUAUUCUGUAAUAAGAGAAACAUAGCAAAUGUCUUGAAAUAUAAUGAAGUACCAAACUUCAAAUGUAACAGUUAUUUAUGGUGACAAAAAACAAACAUCUGUGUAGCAUUUGAAAGCCAGCUCUUACAUAUGCUUAGAAUACUCAGCCUUUCUAGUAAAAA
This is a messenger RNA of Limulus polyphemus (Atlantic horseshoe crab), 5305 nucleotides long. RefSeq names its product inositol-tetrakisphosphate 1-kinase-like. NCBI's taxonomy places the organism in Eukaryota, Metazoa, Arthropoda, Merostomata, Xiphosura, Limulidae. Gene Ontology annotation, molecular function: magnesium ion binding; inositol-1,3,4-trisphosphate 5-kinase activity; inositol-1,3,4-trisphosphate 6-kinase activity. Gene Ontology annotation, cellular component: cytoplasm. The record is from RefSeq and is a predicted model, not a curated record. The coding region runs from base 1 to 1620 and encodes 539 amino acids. Gene Ontology annotation, biological process: inositol trisphosphate metabolic process. The transcript has 9 exons.